AUGUCAAAGGAGCUGGUAACUCUAACACAGAACGAUGCAGAAAAUCCUGCACGUCGUCUGGCUUUUCUUUGGGGCAUCGUAGGAGCAUGGUUUUCCCGCAUUGACGUGUGGCUUCGGGGGACCAGACACAAUACUCCACUCUUUGCACUUUACGCUCUAUUUAAGCUUGUUCACGUUUUCUUCCGCAGGCUCCUAACUGGGCCCCUUGUGCCAGUAUGGAGCUACAAAGCUGAAGUUGGGAUAGCGUUGUUGCAAUAUGGGCUACAUUCCGAUCUGGAAUUCGUCAGGACCCUCCUAACAAGGGCAAGCAACCUGACAAUUGGCCGUGGCACGGUUGUCUAUGUGGAUGAAGAAAACUUGAAGGGUUCAUGGCUUACUUUGCGGGAUGUCAAACCGGUUCUUCACGUUGGCGUUCGAGAUGCCAAAGGUCUAUCCGUUCAGACUCCUCUGACAAUCUUUUACGUUCAUGGCGGAGGAUAUUGUUUUGGCAUGCCUCUGAUGUAUCAGUCCCAACUUCUCCAGCUCCUCCGAGAUCUUAAAGAAUCUUAUGGUAUCGCGGCGCAGAUUUUCUGCGUGAAAUAUCCGCUUUCCCCUGAGGUGCCCUUUCCCGGCGCCAUUGAUAGUGUCAUCGCGGCCUAUAACGCAUUGCUGGCACACAUGUUUGACCCAUCACGAAUCAUCCUAGGAGGGGACUCUGCGGGUGGUGGGCUGGUCCUGAACCUUCUUCAACACCUGCGUUCUACGGCGCCGUCAAAGUUACCCCUCUGUGCGAAUCUCAUCUCCCCCUUUGUGAACCAGCAGGCUACAGCGCCAUCAAUGGUUGCCAACGAGCCAUACGACUUCCUAUCUCGGCGUUCUAUCUUAGAUAUGGCCGGUCGUUACAGGAACAGUGCCACUUUCCCAGCUCCAGAUGACCCUGGUUUGGCAGAACCCCGCGUUUCCCCGAUAAAUGGGGACGUUCAUGGGCUUCCGCCGCUUCUUGUAACCGUUGGGACAAAAGAAAUCUUUCUUGAUGAUGUGAACGCGUUGGUAUCAAAAUGCCAGCAAAGUGGUGUUAUUGUUGAAUUGGAUGUUGGUGAAGGAAUGGUACACAACUAUCCGCUUUUAGAACAGGUCUUCGGAAGACCAGCCAGAGAAGGCUUAGGUAGGAUUGCGACGUGGAUGGCUAAGAUGGUGAAAGAUAGUCAACAGCAAUUUUAA
Messenger RNA from Spizellomyces punctatus DAOM BR117, 1200 nucleotides. RefSeq lists its product as uncharacterized. Lineage: Eukaryota; Fungi; Chytridiomycota; Chytridiomycetes; Spizellomycetales; Spizellomycetaceae. The record is from RefSeq and is a predicted model, not a curated record. The transcript has 7 exons. Gene Ontology annotation, molecular function: hydrolase activity. Bases 1 to 1200 code for a protein of 399 amino acids.